Molecule: messenger RNA, 1887 nt
Organism: Rubroshorea leprosula
Lineage: Eukaryota; Viridiplantae; Streptophyta; Magnoliopsida; Malvales; Dipterocarpaceae
Source: the annotation of a GenBank genome assembly
AGUAACAUGCAGAAGGGGAUAAGAACUGCAAGUUGAACCAUUCUAUUUGAAGUCAAAAUCAGGAGGCUCUCCGCAUAUAAGAAGGCCCCAUCUGCAAUCCAUGGAAUCAUGCAAGUUGAAGAAAGUCUUAAUGGAAAAGAACAGCUCCAAAAAGCCUGCGCUCCGAAAUAGGGAUGGCGAAGAGAAGGAGAUGAUGAAGAAAUCUAGUUCCGAUGAUGGACAAGAUGAUCUUAUGGAUAUCAAAGAGGUGCCGUUGUUAACCAUGACUGGGAAACCAUCUGCAGAAACAGAUAACAACAAUUUUGACUCCUCGUCAAUUCAGCAAAAUCAGGAGGAAGAUCAAAUUGAAUCAACUAAGGUCAAGGUGGGUGAGGUUAGAGAAGAAAACGAGAGGCUAAAACAGUUACUGGCUCAAAUGCUGAAGGAUUACCAGUCUUUACGAGGGCGUUUCUUCAACACACUUCAACAAGCAGACUCAAAGAAAUCUUCUACUACCAAUCAAGAAAUUGAAGAGCCUGAGAUCAUCUGCCUUAGCCUAGGAAGAACUUCAAGUACUGAAAUGAAGAAAGAAGAGAAAAAGAACAUGAAUGGAAGAAAGGAGGACGAGAAAUCGAAGAAUGAAGGACUUGCACUUGGGUUGGAAUGCAAAUUUGAGCCAGCUGCAACAAAAAAUCGAAGUUCAGAAAGUAGCUUUGAGGAGAAAGCUAUGGAGAUGUUGCCUCCCAAUAAAAUUCUGAAGACUGAGAGUUUAAGUGGAGAUGAAGCAGUUUUGCAUCAGGCACAGUUAAAAAAAACUAGGGUUUCUGUUAGAGCUAGAUGUGACACUCCAACACUGAAUGAUGGGUGCCAGUGGAGAAAAUAUGGGCAGAAAAUAGCAAAAGGGAAUCCAUGCCCUAGAGCAUACUAUCGGUGUACAGUCUCACCAACCUGCCCUGUGAGAAAACAGGUGCAGAGGUGUGUGCAGGACAUGUCGAUCUUAGUAACAACCUAUGAAGGAACCCAUGACCACCCACUUCCCCUUUCUGCCACAGCUAUGGCUUCCACUACAUCAGCAGCCGCUUCCAUGCUACAAUCUCAAUCAUCUACCUCCCAACCUGGCCUUGGAACCUCCUUUUCCAUCCCCUUGGCCACAUCUUCAGCUUCCAAUCUCCAUUACCCAGCCCUCAACUUCUCUCAAAAUUUAAGGCCCUAUCAAUACUAUGUCACAAACCCCUCAAUCUCAACUUCCAAUUCUCACCCCACUAUCACUCUUGAUCUUACUGCACCCGCCAAUCCCUCAUAUUUCAAUAAACUUUCUACUGCAACAAGAUACCCUCCAGCAUGCCUCAACUUCUCCUCUUCGUCUUCUUCAACUUUAGAGCUCAAUGCUAGUCAAAGAAACAGUACUUUUGGUUUAAUGAAUCUUGAAAGGCAACCAACGUCUCAAGAGCAAUUGUAUCGACCUCACACGCAAAUGAUCAUCAACCAGACACAAUCUCAACAGCCUUUACCGGAGACAAUAGCUGCUGCAACCAAGGCGAUUGCUUGGAACCCGAAUUUCAGAUCUGCCUUAGCGGCUGCUAUCACCACUGUUGUUGCAAAUGGAGGAGGAAUGAGUGCACAGGGAGAUAGUUCCGGCCUGAACAAGAAGUGGGGGGAUUCACUUCCUUUGAGUACACAAAAUGGAGUGGUGUGUGGUUCAAGCUUCUUGAGCCAAUCGUCAUUGGCGAAUUCUCCCCAGCAACAGCAACAAGAAAGAAGCUUACCUCUAUUCCCUAUUAAUUCAUUGUCGUUGGCUGCAUCCAAGAGUGCUUCAGGUUCUGUUGAUAAUGGUAAUCAUAUCAAGUGAAUGGCUUAGGUUGUGUUAACGGGCGUACUUGGGUCAUCGUAUAAAUAUUUUUAAUUUAA